AUACUGCACUACAGAUAGUAAAAAGUUUACGCCCGUUAAAUCUCUAAAUUAACUUUUGAAAUAAUCCCUGGUUUUGAUAUCAAAUCAAAUGCAAAUCAGUGUUGUCAAGCAAUAAGGCACCAAUUUCUAACAUUUGAAUAUGGAGGAUGAAACAGAGAACGGGCAUCAUGCAAAGUUCUUUAUUGGAACGGAAGACAGCUCACCAAACAACAGUAAAAGCGAAGGAAUGCCCCAGGGCACCAGACAAUCUUAUGAACUUUUUUAUCGGAAUUCUUUCAGCGAGGAUGAUUUUGUUAUGGAAGAAAGAAAGAAGAUCGUUGUUGGAAUCUGUGCAAUGGACAAGAAAGUCAGUUCAAAGCCCAUGAAAGAAAUUCUAAACAGACUUGCAAUGUUUGAAUAUUUAACUUUAGAAGUUUUUCCACAAGAUGUAAUUUUGAACCGUAACGUUGAAGAUUGGCCGUCAUGUGAUUGCCUGAUCUCGUUUCAUUCAACUGGUUUUCCGCUUUCAAAAGCUGUGGAAUAUUCGAACUUAACAAAGGCAUUUUUAAUCAAUGAUUUGGAAACUCAAUUUUUCAUACAAGACAGAAGAGAAGUUUAUAGAAUUUUAAAAGAACAUGGAAUAGAAAUGCCACGAAAUGCAGUUUGCAAUAGAGACGGAGAAGAAGCAGAAUGUAAUUUUGAAGAAUAUGAAGACCACAUUGUAGUUGGAAAUGAAACAUUUCACAAACCAUUUGUUGAAAAACCAGUGGAUGCAGAAGAUCAUAAUAUACAUAUCUAUUAUCCAUCUUCUGCUGGUGGUGGAUGUCAGAAGUUAUUCAGAAAGGUUCCGAUUGGAAAUCGUAGCAGUCAAUAUUCUGCUCAAAGUUCAAUUCGUAAGAAAGGAUCGUUCAUUUACGAAGAUUUUAUGCCAACUGAUGGAACAGAUGUGAAGGUGUACACGGUAGGUCCAGAAUACGCUCAUGCCGAGGCAAGAAAAUCACCUGCUUUAGAUGGUAAAGUAGAAAGAGAUAGGGAUGGUAAAGAAGUUCGAUUUCCUGUUAUAUUAUCAGCAAAAGAAAAACUUAUUGCAAGAAAAGUCUGUCUUGCAUUCAAGCAAACUGUCUGUGGAUUUGAUUUUUUACGAGCACAUGGAAAGUCUUAUGUUUGCGAUGUAAACGGAUUCAGCUUUGUUAAAAAUUCAAAGAAAUAUUAUGAUGAUUGUGCUAAAGUUUUAGGAAAUAUUAUCAUCAGAAAUCUUGCUCCUCAAUUUCAUAUUCCUUGGUCAAUUCCUACUGAUGACGAUAUACCUAUUGUACCAACUACUUCUGGAACCAUGAUGGAACUUCGAUGUGUGAUAGCAGUUAUUCGUCACGGAGAUCGGACACCAAAACAGAAAUUGAAAAUGGAAGUACAACACCACAAAUUUUGGGAUCUUUUUCGAAAAUACAAUGGUCAUCAAUCUGGCUGUUUGAAACUGAAACGACCGAAACAAUUACAAGAAGUAUUGGAUGUUGCCAGAUAUUUAUUAUCAGAACCAAGUGCAAUUCUCUGUGAAAAACGUCAAAAAUUGGAACAACUUAAAACAGUAUUGGAAAUGUAUGGACACUUCUCUGGUAUUAACAGAAAAGUUCAAUUCAAGCAAGUAUCAGGAAGUAAAAAUAUAACAUCAAGUUCUGAUGACAGUGAUCAGCAAAAAACAGUUCGACGAAAUCCCACUCUUCUACUUAUUUUGAAAUGGGGAGGAGAAUUGACACCGGCUGGUCGAGCACAAGCCGAAGAUCUCGGACGAGCGUUUCGUUGCAUGUAUCCUGGAGGAAAAGUCGAAGGUCACUUUACAGGAGAUUAUGCUGGGUUUCCUGGUUGUGGACUACUACGACUACACAGCACUUAUCGUCAUGAUUUAAAGAUUUACGCAUCAGAUGAGGGAAGAGUACAAAUGACUGCUGCAGCAUUUGCCAAAGGUCUUCUUGCUCUGGAAGGUGAAUUAACCCCAAUACUUGUUCAAAUGGUCAAAAGUGCAAACAUGAAUGGAUUGUUGGACAGUGAAGGAGACAGUUUGAGUGAAUGCCAACAGAACUUUCUACACUUUGAUUUUGACGGUGGAAAUCAUCGUCUACUAUGGAAGCAGUUAGCUGUAAAAGAGAAACUGCAAACCAUGUUAAAUCAGGAUAAACUUGAAAACUUAGAUGCCUUGGUUCCUCUCCAGCCAGCAUCGAUUGUAACAGCUGCAAAAAGCAUAGAAAAUCCUUUACAAACAAUGGGAAAAGUACAUACGUUGAUAAAAGAACUCACAAAAGAAAUCAAAAAUCGUUUACAUAAUCCUUCAGAAGAACAUACUGAGCUUUAUCAUAAUGAGACUUUAGGACUGAUGUUGCAGAGAUGGGCAAAAUUAGAGAAAGAUUUUAAAAUUCAUAAGAAGAGAUUUGAUAUCAGCAAAAUUCCUGAUAUUUAUGACUGCAUAAAGUAUGAUCUGCAACACAACAGCAAGUUAAAACUGGAAAAAUUCACAGAAUUAUACAGCUUGUCAAAAACUCUUGCUGAUAUUGUUAUACCACAGGAGUAUGGUAUAACCAAACAUCAAAAACUAGAUAUUGCUUUGGGAUAUUGUAUCCCACUUUUACGCAAAAUUAAAGUUGAUCUGGAGAGAAAUUUAGAAGAUGAUACAUACAGAUUGAAUCCAAGGUAUUCAAGAGGAGUGUUAUCACCAGGUCGACACGUUCGAACAAGAUUAUAUUUCACAAGCGAAAGUCAUAUUCAUUCUCUUUUGACUAUACUUAGAUAUGGAGGUCUAUGUAAUGAAGUAAAUGAUGACCAAUGGAAAAGAGCUAUGGAAUAUGUAAAUGCAGUUUCUGAAUUAAACUAUAUGACCCAGAUUGUGAUAAUGUUGUACGAAGAUCCAAAUGAAGAUCCAUCUUCGGAGAAAAGAUUCCAUGUUGAACUACAUUUUAGUCCUGGUGCUCGGGGAACUUUUCCUGAUGUUGACUUCCCUCAAGGUGGAGGAUUCAGGCCUGCGUCGAGACCUUCAUCAAGAGGACAAUCACCAUUGCCAAAAGUGCCGGAACGUCCUUCUAGUUCAGAAGAGAAAUCAAGGCAGGCUUUAGAUUCAUCUCCAUCCAGAAUUCCGGUUUGCAUAACGAGUAGUAGGCAUUCAGUGAUGUCUAGAACAUCACAAAGCUCAGUUAUAGAAGUUUGCCCGCCUUCUGCACCAGAUAUUAGACGUUUAGCAAGAAUUCUUCAAAAUGCAAUUAAUAUUGCAUCAUGGAGUGCAACACAACAUAUGCAGCAGGCAUUUCAGAAUAAACAAAACGAGAAAGGUUCUGAGAGAAGUACGAGGCAGGUUGAACAGAUUAAAGAAGUUGAUGAGAAGAAGUGUUCAAGUUCUGCUUCUGAUAGUACAUUUGUUGAUUCUGAUCACAACAACAACACCCCUGGUACAAGUGAUCAAGAAGAACCAGAUGCAUCUGAAGCUGUGCUAAGAUUUCUGAAAAACAGUAAACCUCAUCGCAGUGCACCACCUGCUCCGGUUGAGCAUGAAAGACCAUCUUCUCGAUCAAGGAGGCGAUCAACACAUCGACAACAUUCAGCACAAACUGGAAGACAUCCUCAUGUUUCCAGAUCUUAUGAAAAUAAGGGUGGAUUAGGAUCUCAAAGUUGCCUGUUCAGUACUAAAGUGUUAGCAGGAGGUAGAUCGUCAUCUUCAACUCCAAAUAUUCCUAAUGAAUUCGCCCAUGCAUAUACUGUGUCUGAUAUGUCUGCAGUAUCUGAUCAUAUGUCACUGGUACCUUCUAUAAGAGCAUUGGAAACUCUUCAUAAUUCUCUGUCACUGAAACAAAUGAAUGAUUUUUUGGAUAUGAUUACCUGUAAGGGAACCAAUGCUGCUGUACCACCACCUCCACCAGUACCUAGCAAACCACCUGCUUUAGAUUUGCCAGUGAAUGCUUUCACACCACUUAAGAUCAAUCCUAAUGUUUAUGAUGAUAUACCUUAUGCAGAUGCAACAUAAAAGCAACUUAUUUUCAUCAACACUUUUGCAGCAGAUAUAAUUGAUUCCUUUAAAAAGAAUGUACUUGUGUCACUGAUCUCUAUUAUCAUUGCAUCACCCAAUUUAUUUUUAUGCUGGUUUCAUUUCUGCCUGCUAUUCAUAAUAUGCAUUGUGAAUCCUAUGCUUAUUGCACAUAUUUCUUGCGAUCAAAGUCACUGUGUGUCUUCUUAUUCAUUGAUAAUUUAUUGAAAUUGUAUGUAUUUUGCUGUUGAUGAAAUAACAUUUUAUUGAAAUUGUUUAUAAUUGAAACUAAACACAGAUAAAACAUGCCACCGAU
Styela clava is the source of this 4298-nucleotide messenger RNA. RefSeq names its product inositol hexakisphosphate and diphosphoinositol-pentakisphosphate kinase 2-like. Gene Ontology annotation, molecular function: 5-diphosphoinositol pentakisphosphate 1-kinase activity; inositol hexakisphosphate kinase activity. NCBI's taxonomy places the organism in Eukaryota, Metazoa, Chordata, Ascidiacea, Stolidobranchia, Styelidae. The record is from RefSeq and is a predicted model, not a curated record. Gene Ontology annotation, biological process: inositol metabolic process; inositol phosphate biosynthetic process. Gene Ontology annotation, cellular component: cytosol.